CUCCACCCCAGGAAAACCGAGCUUCCUCCAUAAUUCUGAGGUCCACUUGUUAGUGCGCUCUCGCUUGACACUUAAAGCGACUUCUGUGCACCUCGGCUGAUCAGUGCACGGAAUUCCCCCUCCAGAAAGACCGUGGGAGCGAUGCGACGUUUUGGAGGAGGAAGAGGAGACGAACUGGCCAGAAAGCAGCAGACACCUGCAAGGAAGAUCUGAGUUUGUUUCUCGCACGUCAAAGAACAGCAGUGGUAGAGUCUGACACAAGAAGCAAGAGACAAAUGCAGAGGAGGAAGCAAGGAAGAGGUGAAAGCAGAAAGCGAAAACUUUACACUACUGAAACUCAGUAGCCGGCCAGCAGGUCAGCUGAUCAGAUAACUUGGUGGUGCUGCUUGUGGUGUGGGGGAGUGGCUGUUGAAGUUCCUCGUCCUCGUCUGCCUCCAGCUGAAUGGACCAGGCACCGUUGAAUCAGCUGAGGACUCACUGAGCGGUUUCUAUUGGUCAUCACUAUGACUGAUGGGGAUUAUGACUACCUGAUAAAGCUCCUUGCACUGGGAGACUCUGGUGUGGGGAAGACAACAUUCUUGUACCGGUACACAGAUAACAAGUUCAACCCCAAGUUUAUCACCACAGUCGGCAUCGACUUCAGGGAAAAAAGAGUGGUGUACACAGCUUCCAACCCCAAUGGAAUGACAGCAGGAAAAACCUUCAAGGUUCACCUACAGCUCUGGGACACAGCUGGACAAGAAAGGUUCCGCAGCCUGACAACAGCAUUCUUCCGAGAUGCCAUGGGGUUCCUACUGAUGUUUGAUCUCACCAGCCAGCAGAGUUUCCUCAAUGUCAGAAACUGGAUGAGCCAGCUACAGGCCAAUGCCUACUGUGAGAACCCGGAUAUAGUCUUGGUUGGAAACAAGGCAGACCUGGCUGACCAGCGUGAGGUUCAAGAAAAGCAAGCAAAAGAGCUGGCAGAUAAAUACGGGGUCCCAUAUUUUGAGACGAGCGCCGCGACUGGGGUGGAGGUGGAAAAGGCGGUGAUCACGCUAUUGGACCUGGUCAUGAAGAGGAUGGAGCAGUGUGUGGACAAACCGCCUUCAGAGCCAUCUAAUGGCACGGGGACCACAAAGCUCUCCACUACACAGCCCGAUGAGAAGAAAUGUGCAUGCUAGAGCUCAGCAGCUUGUUCAGGAAGUGACCAAGUGUACUCACCACUCGCCGAUCUUUCCUCUGCUGUGUUUCUUCGUCUUUGCUUGCAUGCUUCUUGGGUGUCAUCUUGUUCUUCUCAUUUUCCAGCCAAAACUAAACCGUUGUUUAGCUUCUUUAUUAUCUUUUCCUCCAUUCAAUUAUGUUGCCGAAAUGCCUCCAUCGGAUUAGGGCAACCCAAGGUCUCCCUCUAAGGGUUAUUCAAGGAACUGCAGUCUGAUCAUGUCAAGUGUGUGUGUGUGUGUGUGUGUGUGUGUGUGUGUGUGUGUGUGUGUGUGUGUGUGUGUGUGUGUGUGUGUGUGUGUGUGUGUGUGUGUGUGUGUGUGUCUGCGUGCGUAUGUGUGUGGAGAACAAAAGUGAUACUUUAUACUCUAUAAUGACUACGGAUUGAAUGGUGGCCUAAGCCUACUUAUUUACAUACAUACAGUUUAUAUGCAGUUGCAUUCGUUUGGAUAAAUUGUCAAAUAAAAAUCUUGUUUUCAUUUUUGGAAAUUGUACCGGGGAAAAAAAAAAGAAACAUUUUUCAAAACAAACAUACAUUUGUUUAUCAGUGAAGAGUUAAAAUUCUACCUUGUGCUUAUAACUACUGGCAAUGUAUCUUGAUUUUUGGCCAUCUCAAACAGCUGCAGAGUUGUUCAUUUCUUUUUCUUGUUUGCCUUCUCAUGCCAAAUCUAGAAUUUCUUUCAAAUCACUAUUAUUUACUCUCUGAUGCUUUCCAUCAGCCAAUGUCCGUGUCUCACAACCACUUGCCCAAUCUUUUGUGCAAGUCAACCAUGUACCUAAAAUCAUAUGACACCUCUAUCUGCCUUACAUUUUGGAAAAUGUGUGUUAAAGCGUUGACUUGCUCAAGAAACGAGAAUCACCUUUCUAGCUUGUGAUCUAUUUAUUUAUUUCCCAAUGAGUCUGCAGUUUGAGUAUGUUGCUGCUUAACAUGAGUACUUUGACGCUAAUGACGAUACAAAACAGGUUCUAUAAUCAUCAGUAAAUGGUGGUUGGUGGUACAUGUUUUUGUUGUUUUUUUUUGUAUUGUACUGUAUUGAUCUGUUCAAAAGGUUUAUGUGCCCUUAAGCUUUGUCACCUUUAAUCUGCCAAUGUGCCAAAUCCAAAUAAAAGAGAAACUUCACCCACCGUUCA
Molecule: messenger RNA, 2328 nt
Organism: Syngnathus acus (greater pipefish)
Lineage: Eukaryota; Metazoa; Chordata; Actinopteri; Syngnathiformes; Syngnathidae
Gene: rab27b
Product: RAB27B, member RAS oncogene family
Exons: 9
Coding region: 504-1160 (218 amino acids)
Biological process (GO): positive regulation of exocytosis; melanosome transport
Cellular component (GO): melanosome; secretory granule
Molecular function (GO): GTP binding; GTPase activity
Source: RefSeq, a predicted model, not a curated record